Messenger RNA from Talaromyces amestolkiae, 912 nucleotides. RefSeq lists its product as uncharacterized. The record is from RefSeq and is a predicted model, not a curated record. The transcript has 3 exons. The coding region runs from base 1 to 912 and encodes 303 amino acids. Lineage: Eukaryota; Fungi; Ascomycota; Eurotiomycetes; Eurotiales; Trichocomaceae.
AUGGCCAUUCUAUCAGCCUAUUCGUCAUUGGCUACCAGCCGGCACUCUCGCCCGAAGCCGUUGUGGGAGACUACAUCUCAAGACGAUGCCAUGUCCUCCGGAGUGUCCAAAUUCCUCUGCAGAGAACGGGCUGGAUUACAGCCACCGGUGUUCGAGCAUCAAUUCUCUCGAAAACGGAAAGAAAUCAAUGACGACGAGGACAAUUUUCCGACAAAAAAAGCCAAGUUUUCGAUUUAUGAAGUUAUGGAACAAGAUAUUCCUGUUGAUAAAGUGCUAGACAUGAUCUCAACCUCUGACCUGAAAGCUAUCGUCAAAACUUUGUUAACUCACAGCGUUGCGGGACCUAUCGUGAAAGAGGAGCUGCUCGCGUCAUCUGAAGAAUCCAUAGUAUACAGUAUUGAGCAAGCAGAAAGAUUGAAACAAUGUAUCAUGAAGGAAUCGGCAGACGCAAUUAAAAAGGUCACUGAAGAGGCGUACGCAUAUGGAGGCAUGGAAGACGGCAGCGCUUGGUCUAACGCACUCUCGGUAUUUUUGCCCCGAAUCAGGGAACUUGCAGACCAAGGCCGUCUUGUUUACGGCCCUGAUCUUGCUUGGGAAGCUCUCCUUCGCGUUGCCAAAAAAUGUAUUCUCCCAAAGCAGGGUGGUGAGAUCAGACUUCGAACAGGAGAAGAAGAUUGUGACGAUUUCCAUAAAGAGGUGGAUGAACUGAUGUUGCAUAUUUGCCACCUCCAGGAGGAUGAUGGAAAUACGGCAUGGCUACAGGAAUUCGCAAGGAAGAAUGAAAUUUGGGACCUGCAGAGCAGUGCAGAACCUCCCCUGGAAUUUCAAGGGCCGGAUUGCAGAUAUCGUUACCAGAAAACUUUGAGGUUCCUGGAGUACUUCGAUACCGAGAAAAUGAUCGUCGACAACUGA